This is a messenger RNA of Thamnophis sirtalis, 148 nucleotides long. The record is from RefSeq and is a predicted model, not a curated record. NCBI's taxonomy places the organism in Eukaryota, Metazoa, Chordata, Lepidosauria, Squamata, Natricidae.
GAGGCCGACAGCGGGGAAGACGACUGCCGGUUCCAGCCCAGGAGCAUCAGCGAAAGCUUUCUCACGGUCAAAGGCGCUGCCCUCUUCCUGCCCCGCGGAAAUGGGUCCUCCACCCCCAGGGUCAACCACCGGCGGAACAAGCACGCAG